Messenger RNA from Anopheles arabiensis, 887 nucleotides. It is a transcript of the gene Tsen34, whose product is annotated as tRNA-splicing endonuclease subunit Sen34. Gene Ontology annotation, biological process: tRNA-type intron splice site recognition and cleavage; tRNA splicing, via endonucleolytic cleavage and ligation. Gene Ontology annotation, molecular function: nucleic acid binding; tRNA-intron lyase activity. The coding region runs from base 11 to 874 and encodes 287 amino acids. The record is from RefSeq and is a predicted model, not a curated record. NCBI's taxonomy places the organism in Eukaryota, Metazoa, Arthropoda, Insecta, Diptera, Culicidae. Gene Ontology annotation, cellular component: tRNA-intron endonuclease complex. The transcript has 4 exons.
CACAUUCAGCAUGAGCCGGAUCGUAGUAAACUUUAUGCACGGACGAGGGUUCAUUUUCAAUGCCGAAGACUAUCUGAAGCUCCGGUUCGAAUAUCGAAUAGUUGGCAAUCUAAUUGGCGUUCCCGUCUCCCACCCAAGAAAUGUGAACCAACAAGGAAUGCCGGUCGCUCUAUCGGCGUAUGAAGUGAAGCUGCUUCUAGACAAGGAAAUAAUAACUUUGGUGGAUAAAACUGGCGCUUUACAACGGGUUCCUUCCGACGAUCAGUCGCAGCAGUAUGGCGCGAUGGUUGAGCAACAGAAGCAAGAAAUGCAUAUGCCCGUGGUCGAGAAAAGGCUUGAAGCGUUUCGAAAACACAUGCCAAGAAUCAUUGAAGGCAAGCGCCGGAAGCUAUUGAAGUCGGGAGUAAAAGAAGAAGAUAUCCAUCUCGAUCCUGAGCAGCUGCUCGACCAAGAAAAGGAAAGGAUAAUGCAGGAAAAGUUCGAUCAAAUGGUACAGAUUCCAUUAAAGUACCCUCUCACACUUGAAUUUUCCGAAUGCUCGAUCGCCUUGAGCGCCCAAGAGGAUAUAAAGUAUCGCGUCUUUAAAUCGCUCUGGCAACAGGGAGGCUUCAUCACAACGGGAGAUGCAUUCGGAUGCGACUUUCUGCUGUAUCCAGGCGAUCCGAUGUGUUUCCACGCGUCACACACGGUACACGUGCUGGCGGGAGGCGUUUCUAGAAAGCUAGACGCAAAGUACCUGAUCCGGAUCUGUCGACUAUCGGUGGUAGUGAAUAAGCUGUGCGUUAUCGCCUACGUUGACGAGUCGAGCGACGAGGUGCACUUUGAAACCCUCGAAUGGGAAGGUAACGUUACGAAUAAAGGAGACACGUUUUGAGAAGCAAUUGGGA